GUUAGCUUUGCUGUUCUUGUUUGCUUUUUUGGCAGGCAGCAAAUAAGAAGCAGAAGUACAAAAGGGGGGAGGGGGAGCGGCUGAAGUGGCGUUUGCUGUGCUGUACAUUCAUGCAUGUGAUCAGAAACGACCCCCGACAGCGCAUCGAGAGAAUAAUAUCUUAUCUUCUCCCUCCCCCUCCUUCAGCAGUCACCAUUACCCCUCCUUCCGAGUGGUUAUGCUCACUGGACCCCGGACAUGGCCCCAAUGAUCGCCGCCCGGCUGAACAGCCUCCGAUCGGUGAACAUCAAGGACCCUGUAACAGCCGCUGAUUACUUUGCAGCACAAUGGGUCAACCCUAGCGAUAUUUUCUCCGUUCUUCUUCUGUUAGGCCCCGAGAUUGUUCAACAAGCGGUCGCCCAGCUGGCGGGGCGCAUCAUCACCCCUGUCGCCUUUUCGUUCGGGUGGGUGGCGUACUCUGCCACAGCAUUACUGUCAAUGGUUGGAGAGGGACGCCUGAUGCCCGAGACCGACAUGCUCAGUACCCUCGUGAUUCGUGCAGACACCGGACAUGUCCGAACCACCAGUUCGUGGGUCUUAGGUCGCAUGUUGCGCGACCUGGAUGAUCGAUAUGACGAGGAGAUGGAAAAUGAGGAAGCCCAUGUUUCACCCUGGCAGGCCAUCUCGGCCCAUCCACCUUCUGCCGAAUGCCGCUCCCCGGGAGAACAGAAGAAGAAAAAGAAGAAGCCGUGGGAAGCGCUGCACAUCUCGGUCUAUGAAGUCAUCGACGAAGAGGGAUACAAGCAUGGCGUCCCACAUCGUGACUGGGUAUGGUACUCGGGCUUUCUGGUCAUCUUGGUGCAGCUGGUCAUUGCGAUGCUGCCUUGGGUGCUGCAUGGGGAGUGGGGGACCUUCUUCAUCACCGCCUAUGGGAACCUUCUGGCCCUCCUGGAGGGCUCUCUCCCUCAGUGGCGAAAAGAGAAGUGGUCGUGUCCCCGCAAAGGGGGGGCCACCGUGACUCUUACCCAAGGCAAUGGGAGCCGACACGCAGUGGUCAUCCUCGGGAAAAAGGGGGUAGGGUUGGAUCUGGAGAUUCUGGCCCGGGGAACUCGCACCUCGGCCCCCUCACACUUCACCCGCGUGGCGGCCGCGCUUCUAACCAUUCAAUGGAUUGGCCUGCUGAUUACCGCCGAUGGGUUGGAGAUAGAUACCUGGUACCUGUUGGGAAUCGGAGCCCUGGGAAGUAUACAGAAUGUGAUAUCCGCGGGAGCCCCGCGGUCUCCGAGUGCAUUGGGGGUUCACAUUCGCGAUCUGGGCCAGCCCAUCCGGGGCAAACGCGUGGCGGAUGCGCUGAAGGCCGCGGAGCAGCAGUAUCCCGGCGUGGGCAUGAGUCUGGUCCCUAUUUUCUUCCCCGGGUCCAUGCGAGUCGAACCCUCCGAGUUUGACUUUUGGCGAGCAGCCCAACAGCGCCAAAUGGGUCCGAAUUCCCACGGCACUCGCAUCGACAAUCUUCCCCCUCCAUCCACCUCUAUCACGCCUUACCAGGAGAUUGUAGAGCAUAAAUCCAUGUUUAGCUGAGAUUUCACAAAAAUACAUGACCC
Molecule: messenger RNA, 1580 nt
Organism: Aspergillus sclerotioniger CBS 115572
Lineage: Eukaryota; Fungi; Ascomycota; Eurotiomycetes; Eurotiales; Aspergillaceae
Exons: 3
Source: RefSeq, a predicted model, not a curated record